This is a messenger RNA of Dermatophagoides farinae (American house dust mite), 1278 nucleotides long. RefSeq lists its product as uncharacterized. Gene Ontology annotation, molecular function: nucleic acid binding; zinc ion binding. The record is from RefSeq and is a predicted model, not a curated record. NCBI's taxonomy places the organism in Eukaryota, Metazoa, Arthropoda, Arachnida, Sarcoptiformes, Pyroglyphidae.
UAACGGCCGUGCAUUUCUAGAAUAUUCGUUAUUUGAUUAGUUCAAACAAUACGUUUUCUUAGUAUUUAUAUAUGUUCGUUCUGAUUAAACAUAAUCAUUCUUGCUUGCUAUUACUAAAAAUUCUUCUGGUGUCAGAAGUUAUGAAUCCUGCCAAUUUAAAAUUGUUACGUCGCCAGAUUUCGUGUUUAUUUAAUCGAUUUGAAUUAAAUCAACUGAUUUUGGAUCAUGAAACUAUCGAUAAAAUUGAGAAAUUGGCUGAAAAACUGGCGAUUGAACAUGAAAACUAUUUCAAUGACGAAUUCGAUGAAGAAGAUUUGGAAGUAAAUAUCAAAAUAUCGGAGUAUACUUUGAAAAUGAAAAAGUUGUUGGAAUUUAUUUCUUCUGCCAAAGAAGAGUCCAAAGUAAAGAUUCCAAAGUUAAAGUUACAAUUUUCUGGUUUUAAAAAAGACUGGUUGUCUUUCCUAAGUCUCUUUCAAGAAAUGUCUCAACUGAAUAAUUUUAAUAUUAAAGAAAAAUUUUUGUUGUUGCUAAGUGCCUUGCCAGAAAGAUUGAAAAAUGGAAUUUCCUUGGAACCGAAUGAGUUAAAUUUUAAUUGGUUAAUUGAUUUCUUGAACAAUAAAUUUGGAAGUGAGGAAAUCAAAGAAAGCGAAAUUCUUUCUCAAGUAGAAAAAUUGAAUGUAAAAAGUGGUCCGACUUGGCUAAUUAUUGAAAAAAUUGACAAGUUGUUCAUUCAGGCUCUAAAUGCUGAUAUCUCUUUCGAUGUUAGAGAAUAUGUUUUCCGGAAGAAAAUUUGGUCAGCUAUUCCUUUGGCUACGGCUAAUGAAAUCAAGAGAGAGGAAGAUCAAUCUGUGCAAAAUAUUUUAAAGCUUCUCAGAGAGAAAGUUCGAAUAGAAAGAGAGUGGAAAUUAUUCCAAGAUUCAAGAAUCAAUUUUUCUAAAGAUUCUUUCAAUUCUUCUGUGAAAUGUGAAAUCUGCAAUUUAAAGAAUCAUCAAACCUUCAAGUGUCGCAAUGGUUCUGUGGAGUCAAGAAAAGAAGCUGUUUUUAAAAAGAAAUUAUGUUUAAGAUGUUUGAAGCCCGGUCAUAAUGUUAAAGAUUGUAAAUCCAAGUUUAAGUGUUCUUUUUGCAAAGGUGAUCAUGCUUCAGUUAUUUGUAAAAAGGAGAAAGAUAAAAAAGGAAAUGUUAACAAUUUGGAACAAGCUUCGAUUGACACUUGUGAUUCCGAGAUUUUAAACUGUUAAGCCCUCCCGAAAAUUUAAUAAAAAUUAAAAUUAAAUUAUA